Molecule: messenger RNA, 4474 nt
Organism: Linepithema humile (Argentine ant)
Lineage: Eukaryota; Metazoa; Arthropoda; Insecta; Hymenoptera; Formicidae
Source: RefSeq, a predicted model, not a curated record
GGAGCGUAAAUAGCUCAUGAUUUAUCACAACUUUUAUUUGUCCUCAGUGCGUGUCAAGUACAAAUUUUGGCCCAGAAUGUCGAUAAGAUGGCGGGACGAUUCCUGGAACAUAUUUAUUCCGGAUCUUCAUGAUUAACAGCGUUUCGACGAUCACGACGCUGUACUGUGCAACUGGUGUUAUACCGCGUUGUGAAAAUAUAUCGCAGUGAGUACAAAUUUCAAUGUUGUUGCUACGCGGAAAUGAUCCUUACGUCCAUUUAUGAGGAUCAAAACCAAAACAUUUGUCACUCGCCUCGCUCAAUCUGAAUGCGUGGACAAUAUUGUGACUGCCAAGGCGAUCGUCGUUCGUUUAUCUCAUUCUCAAUGUAUAUACAGUGCAAAAUUGACAAAAUAUGUAAGAUAAUAACGAACAAUUACAAUUAUAUGCAUGAACAUGUUAUAGGAUCAAAUAUUUUUCGUAUAUUAUAACGUGAUUUGCGAUUUGAAUCCGUAAAAAGUAAAAGUGAAGUGCGCGGAUAUAUUCUCAUAGCGAGUGGUUUUUGAUAUUCAUCAAAUGUCUUCGAUGGAGCUUCAACGUUCAAGACGAAAUUUACAGCAGGAGGGCAUAAAACUAUAAACAGCUAUAAAUACUUUAGCUGAUUCCCCAAAGAAUCUUUCACCAUAAAAGACGUUGAAUCCGCGGGACAUUCUCUGCAAAGGAGGACAUAGACAGAGCACCGAGUAACUUGCGGAAAAAUCUACCAGAAUUGGGCAUACAUACAUGUCAAGCGUACCGCAACAUGAUCCUUCCGUUGAUCGUCGAGGUGCUGCAUAAAACUAAUGAAAGGGAAGAUGUUUUGGGCCUAAAGAGUUGUGCAAUGAUGGGUCUGCAGGCGACGGCAGGUAAACGCAAAUUGGAGGGUGGUGGCGUUGGCUGCAUGGAAUUCCACAUGGACUUGGGCGAGAGCCCGUCCAAGAUCGGACGCGUGGACGGUAGCUGGUGGGCGAUGGACGACAGUUACGGGCCGCCCCUGAGCCAGACGUCGACGUCGUAUUACGAGAUGGAAGUCAGCUCACCCUGCCUACAAGCGACGAACCCCUGCCAGCCCGCGGCGACGAGUUCCCCGCAAUCGCAACAGCAGCAGCAAUCGCCGCAACACCCGUCGCAGCAUCAUCCAUCUUCCCAACCACCGCAACAAGCGCAGCAACAGCAGUCGGCGCAGCAGCAGCAGCAGCAGCAGCAGCAGCAGCAGCAGCAGCAGCAGCAGCAGCAGCAGCAGCAGCAGCAGCAGCAGCAGCAGCAGCAGCAGCAGCAACAAUCGUCGGUGUCAGCCUCAACAUCGGCCUCAUCCACGGUGACGCAGCUGCAUCAUCACGCGCAACAUUAUUAUCACCAUCAGCGCAGCGCCGUCACCCCCAUUGGCAGCAACGGCUACAGCCAGCUGAGAGCUCAGCCGCAGUGGGGCCUGCAUCAUUACGAACCGCCGACGAUACGUCGCGAGGAGAACGGCAAGAGCUACUUGGAACUCGGCUCGAGUUACCGGGCGAACGAGCGAUGUUGCGAGGGCUCCAAGUCCAGCUGGUGCCGGCGCGGCCGGGCUUGCUAUCGACAACGCCGAUUGGCCGUGCUCAACAUCUCCAUGUGCAAGCUUGCCAGGUACCGCCAGUUUCCAGACCCGAGCCUCCACCGAUCGGUCCUGAUCUGCAACACCUUGAGACACCUGGAGCGUGAGAUGGAGAGGGACAGGAGUCCACCGCCCAUGGAGCCAGUAAUACCGGCGCCGAUAGCUCAACUGCAAUCGCCCGAGCAGGGCAGGUUAACGCCUUUCCCGGUGCCGCCGACAUCGUCGGGCGAGACCGACGUCGACUCCGGCAUCGGCGACAGCGACGACAGCCGAUCGAUCAACUGGGGCAGCGUACUGUCCCUGUCGAGCCAAUCGCCGCUCGACCCGCUCAACAACAACGAACUACUGGACGUGGACAUAGGCCCCGAUCUCGAUCUGGACUUUAUGCCCGGUUGGAAGCUAACGUCCCUCUCAACGGACGACAUCCUGAGAAGUACAACGACGACCCAGGAGCAGCAUCAUCACCACCACCACCACCACCACCACCACCAUCAUCAGCAUCACCAUCACCAGCAGCAACAGCAGCAACAACCGCAUCAGACGCAGCAGCAUCUGAUGUCGUCGGGAAGCAGUUGCGGCAGCAGCUGCAGCAACAGCAACGUCGUCGGUAGCGCCGGCGUCAGCAAUGUCGGUAGCAGCAGUAGUACGCACGAGUCGCUGAUGUGCGUGGGAUCAUAGCCCUCAACUUUAACGUCGUUGAGUCAUCUCAUCGAUUUCUAUCCGCUGACGCCGCAGGGCAAGUAGAUGAGCGGCGGUGGUGGCCAGCACGCGAUUCGCGCAGUCCUGGAAGGCGGUGGUGAAACGUACGGCACGUCCUCCCUCCGGAGCGCUCGACGUCCGGGCCGGCGACUCUCGAGGAGUCCCCCAUCCAUCUCUCUGUUUCGCGUUAAUUUAUUGCCGCGUCAAUUACACACACAAAACAUACAUACAUACGCGCGUACGUAUAGACAGACGGACACACAUAUACAUCGAACCCUCUGUGACAUUUUCGUUCUUCCUCCGCUCAUCUUGCCACCGCUACUACUACUGCUCUACCACGGCUACUUGCUCUAACCCUAUUAUUCUAUCGUUACCACUUCUACUACUAUCCAACCGCGACUAUUUACCACUAUCGUUACCGUUACUUCUACUACUAUCGCUACCAUUGCUAAUACUACUAUUACUACUAUUAAUAAUACUUACUACUACUAUUACUAUUAUUAUUACUAUCGCUAAUCAACGUGUCUCCCAACGUAUCUGCUCCCCGAGGGACGGACGCGUCAUAACACGCGGCACUCGCAGGUGCAGACAAGACAGAGCGCUCUGAGGGCUUUACGAAAAGAAGAGAGGACAAGGGCGAAGGAUGGGACCUAUUCGCGAACCGACAGGUGUUAUUCGCGUUGGAUGAUCGGCAGUGUCGCGGUAGAAAUUCGGGCGGCUUUCAUAUCGAGCUACCGCGUACGAGAUUAUCAUGUACCGUCAUUUUAUCCACCGUAGAAUUUCGAAGCCGGGUUGCAAGCUCAAUUUAUGUGUACCUCGUGAAAGAUUCACAGACGCUGUAAUCUUCCAAUAAACGCGCAACCACGUGCGAUUUCACAUUCACCGCUGAUAAGGCGCGUUUGUUGGAAGAUCAAGGCAAUGUUUUUGCAAUUGCAUCCGCGAGCUCGAAAAUCCACGCGUGAGUCCUGCGCAAGGCGAUUAAGACGUGUGAGGAAAAGAUGGGAAAGAAGGGAUCUCGACUACGCCGAGUACGAAGAAUCUUCUUCGGGGCUGGGAAACGACGGGAACCGUUGUGAUCCAAGUCUUCCAGCCCGGAGAAUCUGCUCCUUCGCGUUUUCAUUCGUGAGUUGAAGCCUAAAGUUGCUCGAGAAGGCCGUCCGGGGGGAUUUUGUUUUCAUGGAAUUCGAUAGUCCGCGACUCUGAGGGGGAAGGAAAAACGCAACCAAUUGCUGAUGACGCACCACCCGCGCAUAUACGUACACGGACACACACACACACAUUUAAAUUACACACAGUAUAUAUGUACAACCGCCGUGGCCUAUAUUACAUGCACGACGCACGAAGAGACACGCACGAGUGCAAGUGCAUGAAAGUUGUAUGGUGCUACAAGGCGGUUGCAACCUGGUGCUUCUCUCCUCUAGACGACACACAGACACACACACAGACACACACACAGACACACACACACACACACACAUAGACAUGCUCUGUGAGCCGAACGCGUACCGAAUUCGCACGGAUCGCUCGCAACGUCCGUCACUCGGGGGGUCGUCGUGACGCGUCCUGCCGUCGUAAGCACGAUACGAUACGUAAAUCGGAGAAGACGUCGGCGUCUUGAUCGAGGAACCGAUCGCACUAUCGCCAGUUAGUCGCAAAUUCCGCUUGUCCGAGUAUUUCAUCUCGCAUACGAAAGGUCACACAUUUUUGAGAAAGGUACAAGGGAAAUGUAACGAAGGCCUCAAUAUCCGCAGAAAAACAAAUUUUACGAUGUUAUUAAGACAAAGAUGCUCGGCUCUACAUCACUCUUUUCUGUAAAUAAUAAUAUGUUGAGAGAUGUGCGACCUUAGAACUCGAGAAACAUCCCGUAUUAAAGAUGAAGUCAUAAUUUUGAACGGAAGUGUCCGCGAGAAAAUGACAAACGAGUCGCUUUUGAUAUAAAAAUGUAGAAUCAGGAUAGAUUGAAACGAGCCGUUAGUGCGAUUCAGCCUCGAUGGUUUGCGCAAUACGAAAAAAGGGGAGGACAAUGAGGGUUCAAGCAUUUGCGUUGGAACUGCGAGACAUAUUUGGGCUGUGUAAUAGCAUUAACGCUCGCAUUUGACCAGUGAGUGUAGCAUGAUGAGUAUUGCGAUCAGAACAAAAGUUAUUUUCGUACAGCGAUAAAUAUACGAAAU